CUGAAAGAACAUACAUCCCUUCCAUAUCAGCCUUGAAAGUAUCCAAAUUAUCAGGACACUUUAUAGCUUCUGGGCUUUCUCUCAAGGCCAGGCGGUUUGGAACUCAGUUUUCUGCCCUGUAAGUAUUGACAGAAGUCAUUCUCACCAUCUCACACCAGCUUUCUGGACCCGGAGCAGUUCUUUGCUUUUUCAGGAAAUAAACGGGAUGAAAGUCCAGGGCUGGGACUUCCUCUUCAGGGUGUCUGGCAAGGACUGACGUAUUCUAGGCCCUUUAAGUCCAGGAAGUGCCGGACACACCCAACCUUGAUGACAGUGUCCUGAGAGCUGAAAGCCGAAUGCCGGAGCAUAGGUGAGAGGACAGAAGCAAAACACAUUUCAGCAUGAGGGACCCACUCACAAACUGUUCGUAUAAUCAAGUGUACAAGAACCUAAAGGAGUUUUCUCAAAAUGGAGAGAAUUUCUGCAAGCAGGUCACAUCCAUUCUUCAGCAAAGGGCAAACUUGGAGUUUAACUAUGCCAAAGGACUUCAGAAACUGGCAAUCAAGUUGACCAAAGCACUACAGAGCACAAAGAAAAACUGUGUCAUCAGUGCCUGGUCUUGGGUCUCAGAAGGCAUGAAAUCUGCAGCAGACCUGCAUCAAAAACUUGGCAAAGCAAUUGAGUUAGAAGCAAUAAAACCAACUCAUCAAGUCCUGAGUGUACAUGAGAAGAAGAGAAAAUCACUUGAUAACGAAGUUGAAAAGACAGCAAAUCUUUGUAUUAACAACUGGAAUCAACAAAUUAAGGCCAAAAAGAAAUUAAUGGUGAUUACCAAGAAGCAUGAAGCACUUUUCCAUCUUGUAGAAAGCACCAAGCAAACCAUGACUGAGAAGGAGAAGCAGAAGCUCCUCAAUAAACUGAAAAAAUCAACGGAGAAGUUGGCAAAUGAAGACGAAAACUACUACCAAAAAAACAUAGCUGGCUGUUCUACCAGGCUGAAAUGGGAAAACACACUGGAAAACUGCUACCAGAGCAUCCUGGAGCUGGAGAAAGAAAGAAUUCAACUUUUAUGCAAUAACUUAAACCAGUAUACCCAACAUAUCUCUGUUUUUGGCCAAACCCUGACCACAUGCCAUGCGCAGAUUCACCAUGCUAUCAGCAAGAUAGAUGUCGAAAAAGAUAUCCAGGCUCUCAUAGAAGAAACUGCCAUUUCAUCUACAGAAAAUAAAUCUGAGUUCCUAUUAACCGAUUACUUUGAAGAAGAUCCUAACAACGCAAUGAAUAAAGAACGACAAGAGUCUUCAAUAAAAUCAAAACUGCUGAGACUGCAAAGAGACAUUGAAAAAGCCUCGAGAGACCAGGAAGGCCUGGAACGAAUGCUGAAAGCCUACUCUAGCAACUCCUCCUUCUCAGACCCCGAGAGCCAGAAAAACACAGUGGCCUUAAUGGAUGAGACCACUCUGAAAUUAGACCUUUUGCAAGCAAACUCCUAUAAACUGUCAUCAGUGUUAGCAGAACUUAAGCAAAGGCCUCAACCCAGCCAUCCCUGUAGUAACUCCAUCUUCAAGUGGAAAGAAAAGCAGACACAUAGUUACGUAAAACUAUCUCGGCCUUUUCUGAUGAAGAGAUCAGAGAAUGUUAUGAGCAAGGAAUCUUCUGGUGGGCAGAACGAUCCAAGUUCUUCAUCUACAGCCUCCGGUGUGGCCCAGCAUGGCAGUAGUCUUUGCAAGGCCUUAUAUUCUUUUCAAGCCAGGCAAGAUGAUGAAUUGAAUUUGGAAAAAGGCGACAUAGUGACUAUACAUAAGAAAAAAGAAGAAGGAUGGUGGUUUGGAUCUUUAAAUGGAAAAAAAGGCCAUUUUCCUGCUGCUUACGUGGAGGAGCUCCCUUCAAACGCUGGGUACACAGGCAUAAAACAAGAUUCUCAAAGCACCCCCUUACACACUCUGUAAACUAUACUGUGUGAUGCAAAUAAAGAUAAAAACUGUGAUCUUGACAAGUUUAUCCUUCUAAACGGGUGAUAGAGUCCUGCCUGCAUGUCACACAGCACUUUGCACUCUUGGUUAUUUUUCUGAAAGUGUCAGAAGUUGGAGGGUGGAGGGAGGCAGGGAAGAGGCCUCGAGGCUCCUAGAGUUUGCAAAUUCUAAGAGACCCUGGAGAGGACUCAGUACAGCCCCAGGUGUCACAGAGAGAGACAGAGUCCAAGGCCAGUGUAGCCGCUUGCCUGUAGUCACAGUUUUCUGGUAGCACAACAGAUGCUAGGAUUCAGAUGUCCUUUUCCUCUGGACUUGGGUGGCAACAGGUCACAGUGGGUCAAGCAAGUCUCUGGGAGAUGAGGAAGAACACAGAUUAAGGCCAAGGAGAGCUCAGCAGAGACAGGCAG
Rhinolophus ferrumequinum (greater horseshoe bat) is the source of this 2359-nucleotide messenger RNA. It is a transcript of the gene NOSTRIN, whose product is annotated as nitric oxide synthase trafficking. Gene Ontology annotation, cellular component: plasma membrane; cytoplasm. Lineage: Eukaryota; Metazoa; Chordata; Mammalia; Chiroptera; Rhinolophidae. Gene Ontology annotation, molecular function: protein binding. The transcript is spliced from 16 exons. The record is from RefSeq and is a predicted model, not a curated record. Gene Ontology annotation, biological process: signal transduction. Bases 381 to 1928 code for a protein of 515 amino acids.